GCGACAAAUCCUCUAAGAGUCGUAUUGUUGCUUGGUGUUGAUUUGCUAGCUUCACACUGCUGGGAAAGUGAAGAUGCAAGCCAAGUCAAAGUUGCGAUUCUUCCUGGGACUAAUUGAUCUGGAAGACUUCUUGAAAGAGCCUCCUUUUGGCUUUACAGUGGAAAAGCGAGCGUCGGGAUGCAGAUUUGUAAAAUAUGAUCCGGAGGUCUGCUGUGUGUUUAUAGAAGACGCACAGACUGCGACGGGGAAAGUUAUUUUUCAGCAUUCAAUCGGAAGGGCAGUCAAGGUACGAACGUUGAGAGAUUACACGCAUCUGAGAAAAAGACUGACAUCGAAACUUAUUUUCCUGCUGGUUUCGGCAUGCGAGAACAAUGCAGCAUUGUCUGGGAAGAAGGCAGAAAAGAAGUCAAAAGUAAUCAAACAUUUCAUUGUGGUCAUUAAUGGCAGCAACUCUAUCAUCAAGUGGGAGAUGGAAAGAGGGCUUGACCAGACUAUUUCAUCUGUGGCUGGGGAAAGCUACACAGUCAAAAUUGACAUGAAAGAUGCUUUGCAGAAAUGGAUGGAACAGGAGAAGUUUGCCAUCGUGGUUGGGCACCAACGUUUUAAACCUGUUUGGAGGGAUACGUGGUUUGUUCUCAAAUACCACUCCGACGCCCUGUUUGAUUUCCCAUUUUGGUUUGGGUUCAGCAAACGAAAAUUCAUGAUCAAUGGAAAGGUUUCUCACCUCACAAUCGAAGACAAACAGGAAAGAUUUGCUGUAGGAGAACUCUUUAUGCCCUGCUAGAUUAACAGCUACAGCAAUAGCGAUGUAUGGUUAAGUCUACGGUUUUGGCACUGGAGAGGUGCAGCAAAAAUACAAGAAGAGCUUUUAAAUAGUUCACCAAAACCAAUAAUAUAAAGAAUUGCUUUUGACUAUUGAAAAGUUUGAGCGUAACUUUAGAAUACAUAACUUACAGUACAUACUUCAGACUCCCCUCCGUAAUCUCUGGUCGGAGUCGAGGGUCUCUGUGCGACAAGUCGGAAUUACAUCAUCUACAAUCUUGUGACAUGCGUCUUUUGUGGAAAGGCGUACAGCCUUAACAGAUCGUCAGCCUUUUCACCUGUAAUUCUAAAAUAUACCUUACUGUCACGCAUCUCUCUAAUUAAUAUAUGAAAUUCUCCCUUUCGGGUUCUGUGUUGAGAGGACGGAUGUACUAACGUUGUCGCUUUUGAUUUUUCUUUUUAAACCGCUUGUAUAAGAAGUACAAACUUGGCACAUCUACUUAAGUCAAUUUUAAUCCAAUUCCGUGAAUGCAGUCUGUAUUUAAAGUAUGCACUACAGCUGCGACCACUUCUGCGCAGUCAAAAGGGCUGUGUCACAAUGCGUCCUUCGAGCAAAUAGUGAAGUUACACAGCUUUUAUGGCUGUGUGUCUAAUGUAUCAUUCAUCUGCGACAGAAGUCUGGACCAGAGUUUAGAGUUUUCCACGAUUCUGAAAUGGCAUGUUGUAAAGAAAGCCUCUAAGUCGGUAAACUUCUGUUCUCCAAUGCAUUUGUUCUUCUGCCUUUAUAGAAAACAGAUCACUCAUAAUUUUGUGGUAUUUUAGCAGUCUGCCAUUUCCAUGCUUGCUUGCUCAGCUAUCUCAUUCGCUGACCUAUGUAAGGUUUAAUUUCUUCUUAAAAAUAAUAAGCCAGUAGUUUCAAUCAAAAGAGUUUUAUUUCAGAAAUCAAAAUGCAAACAGGAGCAAAGCAAAUGAAAUGUAAUCCAUCAGUGAUCUCUCGCACAGACCUCAGUUAAUGGUGUUCUGAGCUGGUAGCGGUAGAUGUUUUGUUCUGAGCUGAGCUUUCAUGGCAUCGGAGAUGUUAAUUUUUUUCUGAGCCGGCAUGGCACAGAGAUGUUAGUUUCUGAGCAAAUAAAUUACUUUGUACUGCACAGAUAUGCCGCUAGCUUACACAGUUUAGUCUUAUUUCCCAAGUGUGAUACAUGGUGUGAGACAAAGCACAUUAAUAAUUAACAUCUGCGUUUCUUCUUCACUUUACCAAUGUCAGCAGAAACCCAAAUAACAAAAAGGUACACUUAAGAACAACUUCUUAUUAUAUAAUAGUUUUGCUAAAUUCUCACAGGCAGCAAAGAGCUAUAUCCCUCUGCAUUACAAGGGCGAACGACAAGGCUGGUGAUUACAAACUGCUGGAUGUACACCAACUAUGUACAGCUUGACUAAGAGUUUGUUAACCCUGUGUUGAUUCAGAACUUACAUUAGACACAGAACAAUCACACAAUGUUUACAGACCAUUCCAACAAUGCCUUUACCAUUUAAAGGGGCAACAUAAGCAAGGGGUUUUCAUAAUGGAAAGGAAGAAAGGGCUGAUGAAACAAUAAGAACUUGCUUAAUUUAACAGGAACAGAACAAUCUGUACACUGCCCCACCCAGGGUGUGUGUUUAUCAGAAAAAGCUGAUGUGUUCAGUUUGUAUAGUGUGUUAUUAGGCAUUCCGUGCCGCUUACCUAAAGCUAUAGAGUGUGUGGUUUUAGAACCGGUUUGAUUUUAUUUGAUUAUCAUUUGUACAUGAGUUAUGAAAAGCCAUUCACUACGACAUGGGUGUAUUUCAGGCCAUGUGCCAAGCGAAAGAGCUGCAGGGAAAGUUUUGCACCGGAAUUGGUAGCAGUAGUGACCUCUAGUGUUGAUUAUCAGUACUGCACAGUUUACUUGGUUGCUGGUCUCUCAUUAUGUGUAUAGGCCAUAUUAACUAUUGUGCAUUGGGUAGGCCUAUAUGUUUAAAUGGUGGUUCGUUGAAUGGAUAUGGUUGUAGGGGUUAAUGUAUUGAUGUUUUCUUUUGAUGUAUGUGUAAUUGAUUAUGGUUCAUGAUAAUGGGGGAGUUUAUAGAGCUUUCUGUUGGGGACAGGACCCCUUUAAAUGAUUAAAGGUAACGUUAAGUAUAGGUGGGGUUGUUCCUUCUACAAGGAAGGCAGUAUAGCAUCCUAGGGGAGUCUGUCUGUGUUUUGAGCUGUUGGUAUCUACAUGCUGAUCUAAAGUCAUGAACAAGGAGCUUUCUGUUGUGCUGCUGUUUUAAGUGUGGUGGAUAUUCAUGUGCAUGGAGCUACCUGAAAAUAAAGUUUCCCUUUCGCAUUUUUCUACAAA
This is a messenger RNA of Polyodon spathula (Mississippi paddlefish), 3116 nucleotides long. Its product is annotated as mesenteric estrogen-dependent adipogenesis protein-like. The record is from RefSeq and is a predicted model, not a curated record. Gene Ontology annotation, cellular component: cytoplasm. Lineage: Eukaryota; Metazoa; Chordata; Actinopteri; Acipenseriformes; Polyodontidae. The transcript has 5 exons. The coding region runs from base 74 to 784 and encodes 236 amino acids.